AUGUUAAAACUGUGGCCAGCAUCUAAACGGUUCAAAGAUAAUCCUGAGAAACUUCCAGGCCUUGAAAAGCUGGUGAAUCAACUCUUGGGGAUUCUUUUCGAAAGCGAGCUGAAUUCAGGCAAUAGAUACGAGUCAUUUAGAGAUCGAGAAGACAAAACGGAGAAGACGCUACUACACUAUGCUGCAGAACUUGGGUUUUUACAUGUUACCAAAGCACUUGUGAAGAGGUGUCCUCCACUGCUGGUUGAACUUACUAGAAGUCAACUCAGACCCCACAAAAGAGCGAUGUUACCGGUUGAAUUGGCAUUAAUAGGCGAGAGUGAUGAGGUGGCAGCAUAUUUAACUAGAAUGAUGUGGCAUGAAAGUGUCAAGAAAUUAUUUUCUCCAAGACCUGACGAUGAAACAACAAAUUCUAAACCAUCCCUCUUCAGUUUGAACUCAAUCAUCACCAAUAUUAAAAUGAAGAAAACAGUGGUGGCUGUGCUUGACAAGAUGGUUAACCCUCACUGGCCGUACCUUCCAAAACGGAAGGACACUUAUGUCUCUCAAGAAGAAAAGGAGGGAAUUGAAGGAGUUUGGAAGACAAUCCCAGAAGAUCCAUUGAACUAUUGGUUUCAUUAUGCUAUCUUGGAUAGUGACGAGGGAGGGAGACUGCCAAAAGUUUUGUUGUCAGGUGGACACAAAGAGUCAGAUAAUAAAUAUUUCAAGUGGAGAGACAAGUCAUGUUUACACAUGAUCGCAAAGAGCAACAAUAAGGAGGCCUUACAACAUCCAGUGGUUAGAAUGUUGAUUAAGACAAAAUGGAAAAGUUAUGGACAUUUUUUUCUCAGCCUUCAAGCAGGAUUGUAUGUGAUCUUCUUGCUGUUCUUAUCAUAUUCCCUGCUGUAUGGUUCUACCAAACCAGACCCCACCCAUUACAGGGGUGCAGCAGAUUUAUGGUGUGGAUUUUGUGAGAUUGCCACUCUUCUCAUGGUUGUGUUUUACAUAUGUGUAGAAAUGAAUCAAAUCAGAAUAUAUUCCUAUUUAUCAGAGUGGAUAACCCUGUUUGACUGGUUAGGCCUGUUGUUGAUCCUGUGUGUAAUACCCUUGAGGUACACUGGUAGCAAAGCUCAGUGGACGGUUGCUUCUUUAGCACUCUUGUUCAAUUUCCUGAGGAUAUUUAAGUUUUCAUGUGUGACAAGGACUACAGGAUUAUACACGAAAACCCUGGCUAAGAUCAUUCAGCAAGACUUGACAAGAUUCAUGGCAGUUUUUGUAGCAAUCUUCCUUCCAUUCUGUGGAUCCUUGUUUUUAUCUCUCCACUCAACCAAUCAAAACCAAGAGUUUAGUGGCUUUGGAGAUGUGUUAUUAAGUGGUGUUCGUGCCCUGUCCGAGCAACGACCCUUUGUGGCCGAUUAUUCAAGCUUUAAUUGGCUCUCCAUGCUGUUAAUGCUAAUGUACAUGGGAACUGUACUUGUGAUUCUGCUCAACAUACUCAUAGCACAGAUGAGCACGACCUACAUACAGGCCAAGAAAGUCGCCCGUCUGGAGUAUGAUGUGGAUCGUAUUUUACAGCUCACUCGCAUGGAGAGAUUUCCUUUUUUGAAUUUGCGCGUGAAGUAUUACAAAGAGGGAGAGUGGAUCAGUGAAAAGAAACUCGCUGAAGAGCUUCUUGAGUUCAGUGAAGAUCGCAAUCCUUGGGAAUCAGUUGAAGAAAAGCUUAACGCGAUUAGGUAA
Messenger RNA from Stylophora pistillata, 1716 nucleotides. RefSeq lists its product as uncharacterized. Gene Ontology annotation, molecular function: calcium channel activity. Gene Ontology annotation, cellular component: plasma membrane. Gene Ontology annotation, biological process: calcium ion import across plasma membrane. Lineage: Eukaryota; Metazoa; Cnidaria; Anthozoa; Scleractinia; Pocilloporidae. The record is from RefSeq and is a predicted model, not a curated record.